Castor canadensis (American beaver) is the source of this 2187-nucleotide messenger RNA. It is a transcript of the gene Grk5, whose product is annotated as G protein-coupled receptor kinase 5. NCBI's taxonomy places the organism in Eukaryota, Metazoa, Chordata, Mammalia, Rodentia, Castoridae. Gene Ontology annotation, biological process: regulation of signal transduction; signal transduction; protein phosphorylation. Gene Ontology annotation, molecular function: ATP binding; G protein-coupled receptor kinase activity. The record is from RefSeq and is a predicted model, not a curated record. Gene Ontology annotation, cellular component: cytoplasm.
CCAGACAGAGAUUACUGCAGUUUAUGUGACAAGCAGCCAAUCGGGAGGCUGCUUUUCCGGCAGUUCUGCGAAACCAGGCCUGGGCUGGAAUGCUACAUUCAGUUCCUGGACUCAGUGGCAGAAUACGAAGUUACUCCAGAUGAAAAACUGGGAGAGAAAGGGAAGGAAAUUAUGACUCAGUACCUCACCCCAAAGUCCCCAGUUUUCAUCGUCCAAGUUGACCGAGACCUGGUCUCCCAGACUGAGGCAAAGCUCCUGCAGAGGCCCUCCAAAGAACUCUUUUCCUCCUGUGUGCAGUCUGUCCAUGACUACCUGAGGGGAGAACCAUUCCAUGAAUACCUGGACAGCAUGUAUUUUGACCGCUUUCUGCAGUGGAAGUGGCUGGAAAGGCAACCAGUGACCAAAAACACUUUCCGGCAGUAUCGAGUGCUUGGAAAAGGGGGCUUUGGGGAGGUUUGUGCCUGCCAGGUUCGGGCCACGGGUAAAAUGUAUGCCUGCAAGCGCUUGGAGAAGAAGAGGAUCAAAAAGCGGAAAGGGGAGUCCAUGGCGCUCAACGAGAAGCAGAUCCUUGAGAAGGUCAACAGCCAGUUUGUGGUCAACCUGGCCUAUGCCUACGAGACAAAAGAUGCGCUGUGCCUUGUCCUGACCAUCAUGAAUGGGGGCGACCUGAAGUUCCACAUCUACAACAUGGGGAACCCUGGCUUCGAGGAGGAGCGAGCCUUGUUUUAUGCUGCAGAGAUCCUCUGUGGCUUGGAAGACCUGCACCGUGAGAAUACCGUCUAUAGAGAUCUGAAACCUGAAAACAUCCUGUUGGAUGAUUAUGGCCACAUCAGAAUCUCAGACCUGGGGCUGGCCGUAAAGAUCCCUGAGGGAGACCUGAUCCGCGGCCGGGUGGGCACCGUCGGCUACAUGGCUCCAGAGGUCCUGAACAACCAACGAUAUGGCCUGGGCCCUGACUACUGGGGCCUGGGCUGCCUCAUCUAUGAGAUGAUUGAGGGCCAGUCACCGUUCCGCGGCCGCAAGGAGAAGGUGAAGCGGGAGGAGGUGGACCGCCGGGUCCUGGAGUCUGAGGAGUUGUACUCCCCCAAAUUCUCUGAGGAGGCCAAGUCCAUCUGCAAGAUGCUGCUCACCAAAGAUGCAAAGCAGAGGCUGGGCUGCCAGGAGGAGGGGGCUGCCGAGGUGAAGAGGCACCCCUUCUUCAGGAACAUGAACUUCAAGCGCCUAGAGGCUGGGAUGUUGGACCCUCCCUUUGUUCCAGAUCCCCGGGCCGUGUACUGUAAGGAUGUGCUGGACAUUGAGCAGUUCUCCACCGUGAAAGGCGUCAACCUGGACCAUACGGAUGAUGACUUCUACUCCAAGUUCUCCACAGGCUCUGUGUCCAUUCCGUGGCAAAAUGAGAUGAUAGAAACAGAAUGCUUUAAGGAGCUGAACGUAUUUGGACCUAACGGUACCCUCUCACCAGACCUGAACAGAAGCCAGCCUCCAGAACCGCCAAAGAAAGGACUGCUCCAGAGGCUCUUCCGACGUCAGCAUCAGAACAAUUCCAAGAGUUCACCGAAUUCCAAGACCAGUUAUAACCACCACAUAAAUGCAAACCACAUCAGUUCGAACUCCACUGGAAGCAGCUAGUUUCAGCUCUGGCCUUGAAGUCCACCAGCCCAGCCCUUCUUGGAAGCAGAACUUAUGGCCAGUGGGGCUUCCACUCUGGCUGGGUAGCUAGGAGGAGAGCCCACCCGAGAAGGAAACCGUCCACCCCUCGACAAGCCUCGAGGUUUCUUGAAGAAAUUUCCACUCAGGUCUGUUUUCCAAGGCGGCCCCACGCAGGGGUAGAUUGGAUUUGCCGUUGUUGAACACCGCAAUAGAAACCCAAUAGGAUACGACAACUUGCACGUAUUUUAAUAGCGUCCUAACUAGAACUGAAUUUUGUCUUUAUUAUUUUUAAAGAAAAGUUUUGUAAAUUUCUCUAUUGUCUCAGUUUACAUUUUGUAUAUUUGUAUUUAAAUGAAAGUCAGACUUUGAGGGUGUAUAUUUUCUGCGCAGCCACUGUUAAGCCAUGUGUUUUAAGACAUUUUAGAGGGGAUUUACAAAAAAAACAAAACAAAAAAAAAAAAAGAAACCAAUGUGACUCCAGACUUCCAGAGCCUCAAAUGAGAAAAUGUUUUUAUUAAAUGUAGAAGAUGCUCACUU